AUGGCAUCGGAAGCUCGGCCACCGUAUGCUAGUGCGAUAGCGCAACAUCAACUGCCCAGAACUGGACUGCAUCAAAAUUGUAUGGCAGCGCAGCCUGGACCAUCCCAAUUCGAUAUGGCACCGAUGCCUGCACCAUUUGGAAACAACGUGAUACCAGCGCCUGAACCACCUGCAGUCAAUUUGGCACCAGUGCCGGGACAAUUUGGAGUUGGCAUAUCUGCACUGCCUGGCCUAUCUGUGUUCGACAUACCACCGAUAUUCAGAUUACGUGAAUUCGUCAGCAUGACACCGAUGCGUGAAGCGCCUGAACCGCCGGCGCAGAUCCCAGCAGCAACGAUACCAAAGGAUAGGCAGUCCGUCGAUGAUAGGGUAUGUCAACCAACUACAUCUAACAUGGCAUCGUUGCCUGGGCCAUCCUGGAUGGAUAUGGUACCGAUACACGCACUACUUGGAUUUGAUAUGCGAUCGAUGCCGGGAGCAUGCAGAUUUGAUGUGCCAGCACAACCAAGGCCAUCAGAAGUCGGUAUGCCAUCAAUGCUUGGAAGAUCUAGAACAGACAUGGAACAGAAUCCUGGACAACCUAAAGUCUGCAGCGAGUUGACACCAAGUCCAUAUAGAGUUUCGAUUCCCGGGUCAUCUUGCAUCAAUACGGAAUCAGUGUUCGAACCACCAGGAGUUAACAUGGCACCAGUGCAUGGAUCAUACCGAGCGGCAAGUUCAUCUGGAAUUAAUGUACCACCAGCGUCUAUCCUAUAUGGAACAGAUACACCGUUUAUGCCUGUAUCACUACCGGCAUCCUCCUGCAGUAACGAAGAACCGACAUCUACAGCAAAAUACCAACGACCGACAUUUCAUUUGUUUCGGUUUUUACCACGUAGACUGUACAUGGAAAGAAUUCUUGAAAUAAUUGGUCCACUAAAAAAAUCCAGAACACAGCCGAAAGCAAACUUUAGAUGUUGGUAUUGCGGCAAGCAGUAUGUGUCACAUGAUGAUUCCGAAACGCAUCUUUUCAGUACGCAUUCCGACGAGCUUUUCCCGAAGAACGUCUCCAAACAAUUACAGCACGGUGACAAUGCGCGAGAUUAG
This is a messenger RNA of Gongylonema pulchrum, 1086 nucleotides long. Lineage: Eukaryota; Metazoa; Nematoda; Chromadorea; Rhabditida; Gongylonematidae. The record is from the annotation of a GenBank genome assembly.